GCCACGCGUCUAUGUUGCUCUAUGGACUUCUCCACCUGGCAGGGGUGAAGGAGGUGUCCCAUGAUGGCGAAGCUUCUGGCAGUCCGGCAGUAUCGCUGGAUGACAUCAAGGAGUUCCGACAGUUUGGCUCCAAGUGCCCAGGGCAUCCGGAGUAUGGCGAGACCUCCGGCGUGGAGGUUACUACUGGCCCUCUGGGCCAGGGAGUGGCGACCAGCGUAGGCAUGGCGAUCGCCUCGAAGUGGCUUGCGACAAAGUUCAACAGGUCCGACUUCCCUCUCUUUGGCUAUGACAUCUACGCGCUGGCCAGCGACG
Molecule: messenger RNA, 312 nt
Organism: Symbiodinium pilosum
Lineage: Eukaryota; Dinophyceae; Suessiales; Symbiodiniaceae
Source: the annotation of a GenBank genome assembly